This is a messenger RNA of Tribolium castaneum (red flour beetle), 2165 nucleotides long. RefSeq names its product Arginyl-tRNA synthetase (gene ArgRS). Gene Ontology annotation, biological process: arginyl-tRNA aminoacylation. NCBI's taxonomy places the organism in Eukaryota, Metazoa, Arthropoda, Insecta, Coleoptera, Tenebrionidae. The coding region runs from base 120 to 2135 and encodes 671 amino acids. Gene Ontology annotation, cellular component: cytoplasm. Gene Ontology annotation, molecular function: ATP binding; arginine-tRNA ligase activity. The transcript is spliced from 3 exons. The record is from RefSeq and is a predicted model, not a curated record.
UUUUAGUGACGUGUCAGGUUGGCAACGGCGGCCAUUUAAGUUAUUUUUGCUGCACACGUGAACUUUUGAAUCGUUUUUGUUGUUAUUUUGUGCAAUAAUUCGCAAUUUAACGACGUGUUAUGGGUUUAAUAGACGAAACGGUCUCUUUUUAUGAUAAAGAAGCAAGUUGUGCGGAAGACCAAAUAAAAUGCCUAAAAAAGCAGCUCUUACAAUUGCAACAAAACAUCAAGAAUAAAACGGUUGACACGUCACAAAACCCUGAACUCCAGAAAUUGGUGACGGAAAAUACGAAGCUAAAACACCGUCUGACCAUAUUGAAGAGGGCUAUUGCCAGUUUGAGUCACUCGCAAACAUCCCGUGACUCCACCAGAAUGCAAAACAUUCAAGAAAUCCUUGAUGAGAUUUUUGGGGCUGCCAUCUCGUCCGCCUGCCCUGACAUCACGGACGCCCCUGUUGUCAUCACCUUAAGUAAUAACGCAAAAUUUGGUGAUUAUCAAUGCAAUUCUGCUAUGCAAAUUUCCAAUAUUUACAAGCAAUUGGGUAAAAAAGUCUCCCCUCGAGAUAUCGCCAAUAAAAUCGUUGAAAACGUAAGUCCACACGAAUUGGUCGAUAAACUGGAAGUUGCUGGGCCAGGGUUCAUUAAUGUUUUUGUGAGUAAAGCGUUCGGUUUGCGUAAUUUAUCGACGAUUUUCACGCAUGGGGUCAGGCCGCCCCCUUACAAGAAAUUGCGCGUUGUUGUUGAUUUAUCGUCGCCAAAUAUCGCGAAAGAAAUGCACGUGGGGCAUUUAAGGUCGACGAUAAUCGGAGACACGAUUUGUCGCUUGUUGGAGUUUUUAGGACACGAUGUUUUGCGAAUUAAUCAUAUUGGUGAUUGGGGAACGCAGUUUGGGAUGUUGAUCGUCCAUUUGCAGGAGAAAUUUCCCGAUUAUUUGAGCAAAGCGCCCCCAAUUUCUGACCUGCAAGCGUUUUAUAAAGAAUCGAAAAAACGGUUUGACGAAGAUGAAGACUUCAAGAAGCGGGCUUAUGCCGGUGUUGUUAAGUUACAGUCGGGGGACCCCAAUUACAUUAAGGCUUGGCAGUUGAUUUGUGACGUUUCUCGUAAGGAAUUUCAAGUAAUUUAUGAUCGUUUGGAUGUUAAGUUAAUUGAGCGAGGGGAGUCGUUUUAUCAGUCUCGAAUGAACGACAUUGUUAAAGAAUUGGAAGCUGGGGGUUAUUUGGAAGAUGAUGAGGGACGUAAAGUAAUGUGGGGUGAUAAAAACGAUGGGAAUAUACCGUUUACGGUUGUUAAAUCGGACGGUGGCUACACUUACGACACCUCUGAUUUGGCUACGAUUAAACAAAGAAUAGUUGAGGAGAAAGGCGAUUGGUUGAUUUAUGUAACGGAUGCCGGGCAAGGGACUCACUUCUACAUUCUGUUCCAAAUUGCUCGAAAAAUUGGCCUGUUGACUGAUAACAUCCGGGUUGAUCAUGUCCCGUUUGGAGUUGUUUUGGGUGAAGAUAAAAAGAAAUUUAAAACCCGGUCCGGUGACACAGUUCGAUUAAUAGACCUUUUAGAAGAAGGUUUAAAACGUGCUUUGGAUAAACUCAAAGAGAAGGGUCGUGAUCAGGUUUUGACUCCUGAAGAAUUGAAACAAGCACAGGAGUCCAUAGCUUACGGGUGUAUUAAGUACGCCGAUUUGAGCCACAACCGUCACCACGAGUACGUCUUUAGUUUCGAUAAAAUGCUAGAGGAUAAGGGAAAUACGGCCGUUUAUUUGCUGUAUGCUUAUACACGUAUAAGAUCAAUUGCGCGUACUGCAAACUUCGACGACAAGAAAAUCGAAGACGUGGCGAAAAGUCACACGAUUUCUUUAGACCACGAGAAGGAGUGGAAAUUGGCGAAAGUGUUGUUGAAGUUUCCAGAGGAACUCGACAAAGUUACGAAGGAUUUGUGUCCGCACCAUUUGUGCGAAUACGUCUACGAAAUAGCAACUACCUUUACAGAGUUUUACGAUUCUUGCUAUUGUGUAGAGAAGGAUUCAUCGGGAGAUAUUGUCAAAGUGAACCAUGGGAGGAUUCUGCUGGCGGAAGCUACAGCCCGUGUCAUGGCAAAGUGUCUCGAUAUUUUGGGCCUUAAACCCGUAGCGAAAAUGUAGUUUCAAUAAAUUUGUUCAAAAUCACUAAAA